Molecule: messenger RNA, 488 nt
Organism: Rhizophagus irregularis DAOM 181602=DAOM 197198
Lineage: Eukaryota; Fungi; Glomeromycota; Glomeromycetes; Glomerales; Glomeraceae
Source: RefSeq, a predicted model, not a curated record
CAUUAUCUUCUGAUAUCUAUAGUUUUGGUAUAAUUAUGGCAGAAUUAUCAUCUGGAAGAUCUCCUUUUUAUAAUAGAAAACAUGAUUAUAGCUUAGCAUUAGAAAUAUGUAAUGGAAUCAGGCCUGAAUUUGGAAAGGGAACUCCUGAAAUUUAUAAAAAAUUAGCAUAUAGAUGUAUGAGUGCUAUUCCAAAUCAAAGACCAACAGCUAAUAUUUAUCAAGAAGAGGAAAAUUUUGGUUAUAAGGGAAAAGAAAUUAAAGCUACUUUUGAUGAAGCUAAUAAAGAAAUACCAAAUAUUUCAACUUCACAUGAAAAAAAUCCUGAUGCCGUAUACACAAGUAGGGUAUUUACAUUUAGUAGUAAUUUGCCAAAACCUAUUAAUUCAUCUAUUAUUACUUCGUAUCUUGAUGAAGAUAAUAAAGAAGAUUCUAAAUUAUUUGAUUUAGAGGUUUCUAGUUAAUUAUAUUCAAAAUAUAACAUAAUUAUU